CUUCCACGCCCUUCAUCCAGAUUAAAUCAUGGUAUGCAGUUUCUUCUUUUAGGAUUAAUAUUUCUCUUAGAGGUUUUAUUUUUUAAAAUAAAAAUCCUAAAUUUUAUUUUUUUUAUUAUUUUGUGUCUGUUAUUUUUUUAAUUGAUUUAUAGAUUUUAAUUAAAAUUUUCAGUUAUGAUUGAUUACACAUAAAUCGUUUGGAUUAUUAUUAUUGUUCUUGACGCGCUAUAACUAGUUUGAGAUGACUGAAAAGUUUUCUUCUGCUUGCAUCAACCUCACGAGGAACCAUAAGCCUGCAUGCAUAAAGAGGAGAAAUCAUUCCUUAGGACAAGCUUCGAUAAUGAUGAUUCCGAAGAGCAGCAGCUCACGGCAACCAUGGAUAAGGAAGGCGUCGACCAGAAAGAGAAAAGCAACUCAGCUCCGUCAACUCCACGCCGGCUCGAUCCUCCAAAUGGCAGACGAACCAUAGUCGACUCCCCUUACAGGCACAUCCCCAGGCCACCUGAGAAGUCUCUCCCACACUAUCUCAAACCAACGAUAUGCUCCACCCAUUCCUCCAAGAACCAGCACCAGCCUUGUCAUGCUUCCCCGCCAUUCGCCGCCGCCAAUGGUAAACGCCUUCCGCAUAAGCUGAUGAUCCCCAGAGCUUCUCCGACGCCAUGCCCACCUCAAUUAAGCCCCACUUCCUCCAAGCACAGAGCAACACGGGCCCCUUCACUGUCACCUGUACACAAACUAGCCGUACGCAAUGAAGCGAACUCGGAGAAGGCAUCACCGAGUCCUCCCCUCAGAAAGACGAGAAGUCUCCCGUUGAAGAGGGACGCACAGCCUCAUGCCAAGGUCGCAGAAGCUGAGGCGACUCGGUCGACUUCACCAAAGAGCAGAGACAAAGAAGUUAAACACCCCAAGAGCUCCGAGAAGAGUGCUGUCGUCGCAGCAGGCAAGCAGAGAGCACGAGCGAAGUCGAUGUCCAUGACCUCCAUCGACAUGGCGGAAGGUACAAGAAAGCCAAGCGUCCGACGAUCUGGAAAGUUGGUGGCUGGACACGAACGCAAGGAGCAGGCGGCGGCGGGUGAGAGGCUGAGGUGCAAGGGGAAGGCGACGGUGAGGGAAGAGGAGGGCAAGGAGGUGAAGGGGAGAAAGGGGUCGCCGCCCGCCUCCAUCGCCGUCACGGACGAGGCUGCUGCUGCGGCGGCGGCGGCGAGGAGGAACAAGGUCAAAGCGCUGGUGGGGGCGUUCGAGACCGUCAUCUCGUUGCACGAGGAUGUGGGGGCGGAUGGUCAAGGAGGUCAACGCGGGGAGGGGGAGGAGUCAAAGAGGUGAUCCGGAUUGAACGACCCGCAGGGGGAAGGUGUUGACCGAGUCAACCUACGUGGACGAAGAACAGUGUGCUCGAGCGACUUGGCGACCAGUUUUCUUAUUCUCAUGAGGAGUUAUAUCUGAUGCUGCUGCUGUUAAUGUCUGUCUCUCAUGAGAUCCAUAUUUUUCUCUCCGUAAGUGUAAUAUAUUACUUUGUUCUGUUUA
Molecule: messenger RNA, 1524 nt
Organism: Musa acuminata AAA Group (dessert banana)
Lineage: Eukaryota; Viridiplantae; Streptophyta; Magnoliopsida; Zingiberales; Musaceae
Exons: 2
Coding region: 298-1323 (341 amino acids)
Source: RefSeq, a predicted model, not a curated record